GAGAAAAAAUGCUGGAAGAUUUUCUCGAAAUCUCUUCAUUGAUUCCUCAUUCUCUUUCUUUCUGCUUCAUCUUCUUCUUCUUCUCCUUCCUUUCACCUGAAAUUCUCAAUCUCACUCUCACUUCCUCCCCUCUCUAACUAAUUUGAUCACCUUCCAACAUUCUUCCCUUCCACGUUUCACAGGACUUCCACCAUUGUACAUUGAUCAAUUCAAUUUUGCAAAACACAACUAUUCUAAAAAUUUCACAACUUCGCGUCGUUGGCCUUCAAAUUACGACUUGGGUUGUUCCAAAAUUGGAUUAUCGGUGUAGUGAGGGACGAAAUUUCUCCAAUUCGGGUCUCUAAUUUUGGUUUUGCUGGGUGAAAUUAGGGUUUGCGAAUAACCAGAAUUGGGGGAAGAAGGAGAUCUGGGGUUUAGGUCAACGGAAUUUGACUUUCCGAGGAUGAUCGGGUUAUUAGUUUACUAAAAAAAAUCGACGGUUUGGAUCUGAUCGGAGGAGAGACAGCGCCACGGGAUGGCGCUGUUCCGUCGCUUCUUCUACAAGAAGCCUCCCGAUCACCUUCUCGAGAUCUCCGAGCGUCUCUACGUUUUUGACUGCUGUUUCUCGAGCGAUGUUAUGGGAGAGGAUGAGUACAAACUGUAUUUAGGCGGCAUCGUUGCUCAGCUACAGGAUCAUUUCCCUGAUGCUUCCUUCAUGGUGUUCAACUUCAGAGAAGGAGACCAGCGGAGUCAGAUAUCAGACGUGCUGUCUCAGUACGACAUGACGGUUAUGGACUAUCCUCGGCACUACGAGAGCUGUCCGCUUCUACCUCUCGAGAUGAUCCAUCACUUUCUAAAGUCUAGCGAGAGCUGGUUAUCUCUGGAAGGUCAACAAAACGUUCUGUUGAUGCAUUGCGAAAGAGGCGGCUGGCCUGUUCUCGCCUUCAUGCUGUCAGGGCUGUUAUUGUACAGGAAGCAGUAUCAGGGCGAGGUGAAGACUCUUGAGAUGGUGCACAAGCAAGCUCCCAAGGAGCUUCUUCAUCUGUUGUCUCCUCUAAACCCGCAGCCUUCUCAGCUCAGAUAUCUUCAGUACAUUUCUAGAAGAGAUUUAGGAUCUGAUUGGCCUCCUUCGGAGACGCCUCUUCUUUUAGAUUGUUUGAUUCUCAGAGAUCUCCCACGUUUUGAAGGGAGGGAAGGGUGUAGACCGAUUGUGAGGGUUUAUGGUCAGGACCCUAAGGCCAGAGCCAACAGGAGUUCCGUAGUUCUGUUUUCCACACCAAAGACAAAGAAACACACUCGCCUUUACCAACAGGAAGAGUGUAUCCUGGUGAAGUUAGAUAUCCAGUGCCGUGUUCAAGGGGAUGUUGUUCUGGAAUGUAUACACUUGCACGAUGAUUUGGUGCGUGAAGAGAUUAUCUUUAGAAUCAUGUUCCACACGGCGUUUGUGCGCGCUAAUAUAUUAAUUGUCCAACGCGAAGAGAUGGAUAUACUGUGGGACGCUAAGGACCAGUUCCCAAAGGAGUUUAAGGCAGAGGUACUUUUCUCUGGUGCUGAUUCUGUGGUGCCUACUAUCGCAACAGCUCCAGUGUCAGAUGAUGAUGAGAGCGAUUUUGAUAUGGCUUCACCUGAUGAGUUUUAUGAGGUGGAGGAGAUUUUUAGCGAUGCGGUUGAUGGGCAUGAGUUGAAGAGAGGAGACUCAGAUGGUUUUGUGGUUGUUGAUAGUGCUUCAGAUGAUUCUGAGGGUAAAGAGGUGUGGAAGGGGGAUGUAGAACCCAAUGCGUUUCUAGAUUGUGCAUCUGAUGAUUCAAAUCAUAAACAUGAGGCUAGCGCAGAUCCAGUUAAAGAUAUCACUGUUGAUGAUGUACAGUAUAGAUCAGAUGGGACCAGUAUUGACUCAGUGAAGGAUAUAGGAAUAGACGAUGGUGAUGAGCAGCGAAAGAGAAGGACCAUGGAAGCAAAGGAAAAUGAUUCUAGAACAGCAGAGAAAGCACAAGCUAAACCAAGGAAACAGGUGGGAGCAAAUGCAAAACUGGCUGGAGAUGCACUGAAACCAAAGUCUAAUGUAAGAAUGGCUAAGCCUAAUGCAGUUUCUCGAUGGAUUCCUUCAAAUAAGGGCUCAUAUAAAGACUCUAUGCAUGUGGCGUAUCCCCAUACAAGGAUUAACAGUGCUCCAGCUUCGAUAACUACUUCUCUCAAGGAUGGUAAAAGAGCUACAUCACCUGAUGGGGUGGUUACCAAGGAAGCUAAGAGUAAAAAUCUGAGAGCGUCUGUUUCUUCACCAGAUGUCAGGAGUCGAGCUCCAAGUUGCUUAUCACCAGAGUUUAGCCCAAAGGAAAAGCCGCCUUCUCUGCCUGCCUCUCCACAUUAUGCGCCUCCACCACCGCAGCAUUCACCUUCACCGCCAGAGCAACCUUCUCUAAGCAGUGAGGCUGCAUCACCUCCUCCGCCUCCACCUCCACCGCCUACUUACUCUUCACCGAGCCAAAAUGACAGCUACUCUCAAACAUCUCAGAUCCCACCACCACCGCCACCUCCUCCAUUUGCAUCUAAGAGACCAAACAGUGGAAGCAUGUUGCCUCCACCACCACCUCCUCCUCCUUUGGCAUCUGAGAAACCAAAAACUGGAACCGUGUUGCCACCACUGCCACUAUCUCCACCUUGGAAGUCUGUGUUUGCCUCAGCUUUGGCAACUCCUACGACAUGUUCUACUUCUCAACCUCCUCCACCACCACAAACCAGCAGCCAAUCUCAAACAUCUCAGCUCCCAUUGCCACCAUCUCCUCCACCACCACCUCCUUUUGCAUCUGUUAGGCGAAACAGUGAAACCAUGUUGCCCCCUCCACCACCUCCUCCACCGUGGAAGUCUGUGUAUACUUCAACUCUUGAAACUCAUGAGGCAUGCUCUACAUCUAACAAUUUUCCACCGCCACCACCACCACCACUUCCUCCUUUUAGCUCAUCAAAAGAAAAUGGAGAUCACGUUACUCCUUCCUCGCUGCCUUAUUUGAGUAAUGCACCUUCGCCAUCACCCAAGUCAUCUCCUAUCAACGGCUUUUCUGCUCCUCCACCUCCUUUUAGUAAGCCACAUUCAGUCCCUCCACCUCCGCCACCGAGUUAUGGAUCUCCAACCCCACCUCCUCCUCAACCACCGAGUUAUGGAACUCCUCCUCCACCACCCCCUCCUUUUGGUAAAACUUCACCUCCGCCACCACCACCACCUCCUCCAUUUGGAUCUAGUGGUCCUCCCCCACCACCACCACCUCCUCCAUUUGGAUCUAGUUGUCCUCCGCCACCACCUCCUCCUCCAUUUAGAUCUGGGGGACCACCGCCUCCACCUCCUCCACCUAUGGGUGCUCCACCUCCACCACCUCCUCCAAUGCAUAGAGGAGCCCCACCACCACCACCUCCUCCAAUGCGUGGAGGAGCCCCACCGCCACCACCUCCUCCUAUGCUUGGAGGAGCCCCACCGCCACCACCACCUCCUAUGCGUGGAGGAGCCCCACCGCCACCACCUCCUCCUAUGCUUGGAGGUGCCCCACCGCCACCACCUCCUCCAAUGCGUGGAGGAGCCCCUCCUCCGCCUCCGCCUCCUGGUGGCAGAGCUCCUGGGGGACCGCCGCCUCCACCACCUCCAGGCGGCCGUGCUCCUGGUCCACCUCCCCCUCCUGGGCCAAGACCUCCAGGUGGUGGACCUCCUCCGCCUCCUGGACCAAGACCUCCUGGUGGUGGACCUCCAGAUCUUAAGGGUGCAGGAAGAGGGCGUGGUCUUUCACGUCCAGGUUUGGGGUCUUCAGCUCAAAAAAAGUCUUCCCUGAAGCCACUACACUGGGUUAAAGUAACAAGGGCCUUGCAAGGAAGCUUAUGGGACGAGUUACAGAGACAGGGACAAACUGCACCAGAGUUUGAUGUAUCAGAAAUAGAGACCCUUUUCUCUGCUAUAGUGCCAAAACCGGUUGAUAAAUCUCGAAAAAAAUCAGUUGGAGCAAAGCCUGAAAAAAUUCAACUGAUUGACCUUAGGAGAGCCAAUAACACGGAGAUUAUGCUUACGAAAGUAAAGAUGCCACUGCCUGAUAUGAUGGCUGCAGUUCUGGCAAUGGAUGAUACUGUACUAGAUAGUGAUCAAAUAGAGAAUCUUAUAAAGUUUUGUCCAACCAAGGAGGAGAUGGAACUUCUAAAGAACUACACUGGUGACAAGGCAGUCUUGGGAAAGUGUGAGCAGUACUUCCUAGAGCUAAUGAAGGUGCCACGAGUAGAAUCAAAGAUGAGAGUAUUUUCCUUCAAGAUUCAGUUUGGCACUCAGAUAACAGAGUUCAAAAAAAGUUUAACUGCGGUAAACUCUGCGUGUGAGGAGGUCCGUACUUCACCAAAGCUUAAAGAAAUUAUGAAAAAGAUUCUUUACCUGGGUAACACAUUGAACCAAGGAACUGCCAGGGGAGCUGCAGUGGGAUUCAAAUUGGACAGUUUAUCAAAAUUAAGCGAUACACGUGCUGCUAACAGCAAGAUGACUCUCAUGCACUAUCUUUGCAAGGUCCUUGCUUCCCAGGGAUCAGAUCUACUGGACUUCCCAAAGGAUCUUGAGAGUCUUGAAUCAGCUUCAAAGAUACAAUUGAAAUCGCUGGCUGAGGAAAUGCAAGCUAUAAUCAAAGGACUGGAAAAACUGAACCAGGAGCUCAAUGCAUCCGAAAGUGAUGGUCCUGUUUCAGAAGUUUUCCGCAAAACAUUAAAGGACUUUAUCUCCGUUGCAACGACUGAAACUGCAGCUGUAACGAGUCUUUACUCGGUCGUGGGAAACAAUGCUGAUGCACUUGCGCACUAUUUUGGCGAGGAUCCCAAGCGUUGUCCAUUUGAACAAGUUACUGCGACCUUAUUAAAUUUCAUAAGGUUGUUUAAGAAAGCACAUGAAGAGAACAUCAAGCAAGAGGAAUUGGAGAAGAAGAAAGCCGCUAAGGAAGCGGAGAUGGAGAAGGAGAAGGCGAAAGGAGUCAAUCUGACAAAAACAGCAGAUGAUGAUGAUAGCUGACCGAAAAAAAAAAACUUAGAUCCGCCUUUUAAUCUCUCAAGCAAAACCAAGAUGGUUUUUGAUGGCAGUAGAGACGGUGGUGCUGUUCAUGUAAACUUUCCACAGAGUGGCACAGGGCGGUUAAAACACGACUGGAUCCUACAGGGAGAGCUAUUCGCCAGGGCGGGGCUAUCGAGGGAACUAUUAGAAGAUGUAGAGGCAGGUCUUUCCUCCACUCUCACGUUAACAUGAGUGACACCAUAUUGAUUAAUUCUAACUUGUACAUUCUUUGCUUUUCCUGAUUAUUAGAGGAAGUUUUGAUAGAUUGAAAUGUUGUAUAGGUUUCAGGUAGAGAGAGUGAGAUGUAGUAGUGUGUAACUUUGUAUCUACACGAUAUCAAUGUUCUUUAAAUACCUUUGAAAGCA
Messenger RNA from Brassica rapa (field mustard), 5403 nucleotides. RefSeq names its product formin-like protein 20. The record is from RefSeq and is a predicted model, not a curated record. NCBI's taxonomy places the organism in Eukaryota, Viridiplantae, Streptophyta, Magnoliopsida, Brassicales, Brassicaceae.